AUGAAGUACAUCGUCGCCGCCCUUGCCCUCGCCGCCUCGGCCGUCGCUGCUCCCUCGGAGAAGCGCACCGACACCUGCACCUUCGGCACCUACGCGUGCAGCAGCUCCAACGCGGGCAUCCAGAUCUGCAACGUCUCCAACCAGUGGGAGUACGUCGGCGACUGCCCCAACAACACAGUCUGCAAGGACCUCGAGCAGAACGGUUACACCCUGCCCUUCUGCACUGAGCCGGAGCCCGCUGUCGAGAAGCGCAACGGCCGCCCCGGCCAGAGCCCCGGCGAGAAGUGCCAGACCCCUGGCAAGUACGACUGCUUUGGUCCUUAUGCGAUCCAGGUCUGCGACACGCAGAACGUGCUUAAGUAUGUGGGCGCCUGCCCGGAAAAGACGCACUGCGAGUACCUGAACGGCAUUCCGUUCUGCGUGGACAGCGUCUAA
Messenger RNA from Dichotomopilus funicola, 435 nucleotides. RefSeq lists its product as uncharacterized. Lineage: Eukaryota; Fungi; Ascomycota; Sordariomycetes; Sordariales; Chaetomiaceae. The record is from RefSeq and is a predicted model, not a curated record. The transcript has a single exon. The coding region runs from base 1 to 435 and encodes 144 amino acids.